GUCAAUGUUUUUAUAGGCAUAUGUAGCCUGCUUAAACAUAUUUGUUAGUUAAUUAGCACUCAGGGGUCACGUUUAAUCGGACAAGUCUCUGUAUUCUGGUAAAGUUCUAUUAAGAGGUCAAUUUGUCUCUUUAUACUUGUUUUAUUUAAUGUCGGCUAGCUCUGGUAGCUAACUGGCACUGUGAGUUGUUAUUGGUAACCUAGCAGCCAAAGCAUCCUGACAUGUAAAUCUCAUAGUGGCUUUUAACUAUCAUUUUAAAUGAAAACUACCCUUUUAUUCCGUAUAUGGCUCAGUUAACUAAAUGUUAUGGACACAAGUGAAUGACACUUUCUAUUUAAUUUUCACGUCGAACUUAUGUAUCACAUAGUUUAGCUGGCUAAUUCUUGAAAAGAAGCUACACUUCUUUAAAGGUUGCGUCGAAAAGAAAUGCGUAUUUUGUGUCGCAUUGCAACGGUUAACCAAAAACAGAUAAUAAUAAUAUUACCUUUGGGUUGUUUGAGGCAGCUAACAUUACAAGUUAUGUUGUAAUUAAUAGCUGCUGGCUGGAUGUUUUCCUACUGCUUUGAUUAAUUUACUUUUGAUUUACUUUGAUUGUUUUACUUGGAUUUGAUUGCCUUAUUUACUGCUAACCGGCUAUGGCCAGAAUGGCUACUGCAUUUGAAUGGGAUAAAGUGAAGAAACUUGACCCAGAUAACCUCCCCGACAAUGACGAGGACCAGCAGGAGGACUUCUUCAACAUGUUUAUUUCGGCUGAAGAAUGGGAGGUGAUAAAUAAAUCUCCAGAGGACAUCAUUCAAGUCCUCAGAGUGUUUCAGGCUCUUUUGAAGAGAAAAGAUCACGAACUUGCUCUUACCUCUGACUUCAUUGAAGACAUAGGUAUAAAGCAUGCCAAAAAAGAAAGGGAACUUGCUGCCAAGUUGUCUAGGCUGGAACAAGAGAGCAAGCACACCGGCACAGGGCCAGACACACGCUUUCUCAGGGAUGAGAUCCGCCAUCUAGAGUCUCAGCUGGAGCAGAGGGAGAGGGAGUUGACCCAGUGCAAGAAAGACAUGGGCAAAGAAAAGAAAUCCUACAAGGAGUUGUACGCAAAAGCAGAGAUGGCAGAUGAGGAGGUGAAGAAGCUGAAAAGAGAGAACGAGCAGCUUCAGCAGGAUGUUGGCUAUUAUCAAGCACAGCUUGACCAGAAGGAGACAGCGACAGAUGAAAGAGAGGAGUUUCAGAAGAAACUCUCCUUGGCCAACCGCCAGCGUGACCAAUGCUAUGAUGAUCUUCAGCGUGCCGAGGAUGAAAUCCUACACCUGAAAACUCAGAAUGAGCAAAUGCAGAAAAGUCUGGAGGAAUCUGUGAAGGAGAUGGAGAAGAUGACGGACGAGUACAACAAGAUGAAGAUCGUUGUACAGCAGACAGACUCCAUAAUGGACCAGCUGAGGAAAGAGAGGGAUCAUGCAAACUUACAAGUGAGAGAGUUAACAGAUAAACUUCAUAGCAUGACUGUAGAGGAUGAUCCAAUUAUGGCAACAGUCAACUCCACAGUGGAGGAAUGGAAGAGAGUGCUCUCUGGAAAAGAUGAAGAGAUUUUGGUGUACCAGCAGAUGGUCCGCGAUCUGAGGGAGAAGCUGCGUUCAGCACAGUUGGAUUUGGACAAAAGCAACAUCCUUGCCUUGCAGCAGGCUGUCCAAGAGCGGGAUAAUCAGAUCAAGAUGCUGAGUGAGCAGGUGAAGCAGUACACAGUGGAGAUGGAGAAGCACACCCAACUCAUUGAGGAGCUAAAAACAACCACUAAGAAAGACAAAGGCCAACCAACAACCAUACAGCAGAAAAAGAUUGAAGAUCUGAAGUCCAGACUGGCAGCUGCGGAGGCCAGAGCAGCAGAAGCAGAGCGCACAAUGGUGCUUGCAGAAACUCAUGCUGAGGAAAAAGACAAAGCGCUCAUUGAAGCUUCAAAUCGGCUGAGCCAAUACGAGUCUGGCACUUAUGGCCUGGAAGCAGCAAUUUUGGAGAUCAAAGAGUGUAAAAAUCAAAUAAGGGUGAGAGAUCGUGAAGCAGAGACUAUGACCAAAGAAAUUAACCAGCUUGAGAUGAAACUUAAUGACCUGAUGGAUGAAAAUGAGGACUUCAGAGAAAAACUGGGCCUGGAACCAAAACAAGAAGUAGAUCUGACAGAGUUCAGGCGGGCCAAAGAACUCAGACAACGCCAGUACAAAGCAGAAAACCAGGUCCUCACCAAAGAGAUCGAACGCCUUGAAGAGGAGAGACUUGAGCUGAAAAAGGCAAUCAGGCGCAUGGUGAAAGAAAGAGGGAUCCCACAUUCAAGCUUGCUUCAAGAGGAGGAAAUCCGACCCAGCAGAUCUAAACAGCUUCUACACAAACAAAGCGGGACUUUCACAGAUGAAGAAAUGCAACUGAAAAAUGAGUACCUUGAAAAAGAACUGAGCAAAAAGGAGAGAGAGCUGGAGCUUCAUAAGACACAGUUUCAUGUCAAAUUGGACGAACUGUCUAAAGUUAAAAGAGACCUGGAGGCUGCACUCACAGAUGUUCUGCAAGCACUGAGGAUAAACCAAGAGAACAUUUUGUCUGGAACUGCAGUCAGUGUUCCCAGUCUGGAGAGGUUGGCCGGUGUUAUGGAUGUAAAAAACUUGAGUGGGCAUUCUGAGUCAGCUCUACAUCUGAAGUCCCAGAUACAUCAGUUAGUGGGGAGAAACGAAGAACUGAGGCAGGAACUGAAAUCUGCCCGGGAAGAAGCCACCAACAGCUUCAGUCAGCUGGCUACAGCCAAAACAAAGGUGAGCCAACUGGAAGGUGAACUGGAGCUGUUAAAGAAGUCUGGCAGCAGUGGAGUUGUCCUCAGACCUCUGACCCUCCCUGAGGGCCUGGAGCCGAGCAGCACUGAGGUCAUCAGCUCUCUAAAUGAGUACUGUGUCCGACUUCUUCAGGAGUUGAAGAACAAGGAGGAACAAAGCAAAAAGCUUUCAGGAACAUUGGAGGAAUACAAAGAGAAGUUUUCUGUCAUCAGUCACCAACAGGGACUCCUCUAUAAGGAGUAUCUCAGUGAAAGGACAGAGUGGCAGAAGAAGAAAGAGGCAUUAGCAGAAAAGAAUAACCAGCUUGAGGAGCAACAGCAGGUGGAUGCUGUUAAAAUCCAAGAAUUUAAGGAGCUGCUUGACAAUCUCCAGAAGGACCCAGAGGAAAUCAAGAGGCAAUUGGGUGAAGCAUUACGCAAGUUGACAGUGCUGAGGGUCAAUGAGAAGAAGCUGACGCGUCGCUACGCCACCUUGCUGGAGCAAGAACAACAUCUCCGCAAGGAGAACUGCAAGCUGAGGGAUGAAAGCAGCCAAAUGCAGGCCUCUGUCACCCAGAGGAUGGGCUACCUGCAGAGAUUCAAGGAAAUGGCUGCAUAUAAGAUAGCAGCGCUGCAGAAGGCCCUGGAUGAUAGUGUUCCCUCAUCAGACCUGGAGAAGGCUAACAAACAGUACACAGAACUGACAGUCAAAUACAGAGACAUGCUACAGAGAGACAGCCGCCUCAUACAGAGAACCACCAACCUUGAACAGUCGGAGAAUGAGAAUGAGUCUCUUCGGGAGCAAAUCUCUGACAUUAAUAAAGAACUGGAGAUCACAAAAGAGAAACUGAACACACUGGAACAGGCAUGGGACAACAUCAGUGCAAAUGGGGGUGAAAAUGGAAUGGAUAAGGCAGACAAGGCAUUGGCCAACAAUGAGAUGGUAUCAGCUGCCAGGCGGAUCACAACUCUUGAAAUGAAGGAGCUGAACGAGAGGCAGAGAGCUGAGCAUGCUCACAGAAUGUAUGAACAAAUGAAGAACUCCCUCAGGCAGGUGGAAGAUCGAAACUCAGAACUGGAGUCCAAGUUUGCAGAGCUGACCAAGAUGAACAUGGAGGCCCAGAGGGUGGAGCGGGAGCUGAGAGAUGAGCUGGCAGACAGCAUCAGCAAAGCCGUUAGCGACGCCGACCGAGCCAGGAUUGCAGAGUUGGAGCGAGCUGAGGCUGAGCUCCGCAUUGAGGUUUCAAAGCUUCAGGAGGUGUCUGAUGUGGCCAUGAUGCAGGCUAGUGCUCUGCAGGCCAGACAGCAGUUCAAAGAGAGGGAAAUUGAAGCCUUAAGGAGACAAAUAUUGGAUCUUCAGUCCCAGUCAGAUGAAAAGGCUCUCAUUGCGAGGCUCCAUCAGCACAUUGUGGCUCUGCAGCUCAGCGAAUCAUCUGCUUUGUCAAAACUGGAGGCUGCCACCUCACGUAUCAAACAUCUGGAGGCUUACAAGCUUCGUUCUGAACAGCGGCUGGAUGCCAGCGAGUCCACCCUGUUCCUUGCCCGCCAGGAGGGCAGGAAUCGCUCCAAGCACCUUCGGCAGACCAUCCAGUCGCUUCGCAGGCAGUUCACAGGAGCACUCCCACUUCCUCAGCAAGAAAAGUUCUCUGAGACCAUGGUGAGCCUCCUGGAGGACAAAGCCAGAGCCCAGGAGGAGAGGAAGAAGGCGGUAGAGGAGAGGAGGAGGGCAGAAGGGAGGGCUGAGGAGCUGGAGCUGAGACUUCGUGGCUUAGAGGAGCUUAUAUCAACACUGAAGGAUGUGAAAGGAGCUCAGAAGGUUAUUGAGUGGCACAAAAAGAUGGAAGAAGCGCGUUUGCAGGAGCUGAGGAAAGGCCGGGAGCUGCUGGUCCAGAAGGAGGAGACCAGGUACCUGAAGAACCUGGUGGAAGAGCAGGAGCGGACAAUCCAGUUGCUGGAGGAGGAGGCUGUGCAGAAAAACACGCACCAAGAUGAACGCCAGCUAGCAUGGGAUCAACGAGAGGUGGAGCUAGAGCGUCAACUGGAUCAGUAUGAAAGGCACCAGAACGAGGUACUCAGCAGUGCCGAAAAGUUUGUGGAUGGGACAGGAUCUCUUCCAGACCCAAGUCUUCCCGUGGCUCAUCAGUUAGAAUUUGCUUUGGGAAAAAUCAGAGAGCAUGUCCGCACCAUCGUAGACACACAGGCCACCUGCAGAAGUUUGGAUGAGAAAUUGAAGGAGAAAGAAGCGGCCCUGUGGAAGGCGGAACAGAACAUUGUAUCCCGAGAUAAAGUGAUCAAUGAGCUGCGUCUUCGACUCCCAGCAACAGCCAACAGAGAGCGACUGCUAGCUGAUGUUUCCAAACAUGAGGAAGCCCAGGCGGACUAUAAGCCUGCCCUAACGCUGGCCCACCAGACCAUCAAAGACCUCCAGGGUCGGCUGGACAAAAAGGAAGACAUGGUUAAGAAAUACCAGAAACAGUUGGCUCAAGCCAGACAGGAUCAAGAGGAGAUGAUAAAGAGACACCAGGAGGAGCUGAGGACACUGCAUCAGAAAAUGGAUUUGCACGCAGACAGCUCAUUGGACAUCUUUAAACAGACGGCAGUGAGUCUGAUGAAGAAGCCAACUCUUAAGGUGCCGACCACCAAGCACCUGGAGCGUCUGGCAGAGUUGGAGCAGACAGUGGCCGAUCAGGACAUCUCGCUCUCCUCCGUCACUGAGAAUUUGCAUCGGACCACUGCAGAGCUGGAGCGACAGACAGCCGCCAUCGAAACCCAAGCUAAGAAAUACACGGAGGAGAUGUCAAAGCUGGAGGAGCAUUAUGUCGCCCAGGUUAAAGCUCUGAAUGGGGAGAAUGAGGAUCAGAGGAGUCGGAUAGCCCAAAUGGAGAAGGAGUUGAACAACCUCCAGACUGAGUUGGCGGCCCAGAAGGAGGCCAAUGUGCGUUCUCCCAGCAACACCAUGAAGAACCUGGUUGAACGCCUGAAAGCACAGCUCACUCAGAAAGAGAAACAGCUCAAGGCUCUCAGUAAGGCUCUACUUGAGCUGCGGGCAGAGAUGACGUUAGCCGCGGAGCAGCAGGUCAUUGCCAGUGCUGCACAAAGAGAGGAGAGUCUCAAUGUACAGAUGUUGAUUGAUAAACACACCAAAGACCUAAAGGUGAAAGUGCAAGAACUUAACGAAGAACUUCAAGCAGCUAAGGAGUCCGUCAAAUCAGCCAGAGGUCGCGAGAGCACCCUGAAAGAAGAAGUAGACACUCUGAACCAUGACCUACAGAGGACUCAAAAAAUGCUAAAACGCCUUCAAGCUGAAAAAGAGGAGAAUGAGCAUGAGAUCCAGGAGCUGAAGCAACAAAUCAAGAGACUCAGCAAUGCCUUACAGAAUCAACCAGAAGCAGAUGGAAAAGGGCUAAGCAUCGAGAAUCUGCAGAAGAAAAUCAGGAGGCUGGAGUGUGAGUUGGGAAAAAGAGCAGAGAAAACAAUGACCAAGGAUGAUUAUGGAAAGACCAAGGACGAAAUAGUGCGUUGGGAGGAGGGCAAGAAAUGGCAGGCCAAGAUGGAGAAGGUGAAGAAUUUAUUGAAGGAGAAGGAACGAGAGGGUGACUCCCUGACGAAGCAGCUCAUCACUCUUAGAGACCUAUAUUCCAGACUGGAACAAGAGAAGAGUGCACUGCAGAAAAAGCUGAAGGCUCGAGGUGUGACUGCCGAUCAAGUGGUGGGGGUCCGAUCCGCUGAAAUGGAGAAGGAAGUGGAGGAGUUGAAGAAGAAGAAUGCAGAGCUGGAGACAGAAAUCCUCACCAUAAAACAGCGACAGGCUUUACCUCGGGAUGAAGCUAUGGAGAGCCUGAGCCUGAGGAACCGCUACCUGGAAGAGCGACUGCACUCCUUAGAGAACCAGAUAUCCAAAGAGCCGCCAUCAAGACCUUCUGGAAAAAGCUCCUCCUCUCGAGCUUUGAGGGAGAUUUCUUCUCUUACUUUUGAUGUUGUGGAUGGAUCAUGUGAAGGAAAUACAGCACAGACUCCUGCUGAAAAAUGCCAGUUCUGUGAAGCAGCUGAAGACCCUGCUGACCAACAGGGGGAGCCAGAGCAAAGCCACACACCUGGAGAAUCUCAAUCAAGCAUAAUGGGAGCAGAGGAUGCUCUCACUGAAACACAGCGACUGAGUCCUGAUUUGGCAGAAAAUGUUGCAGCAGAUAGAGCGGAUGUGAGCAGAGAGGGUAAUGACUCACAUCCUGAGCAAGAGGAGGAGGGAGAUGAAGCAGAUGCUCUGGAAAGUGCACAGGACAUCCCAGGUGAUUCUGAGGUUUAUGUGGCAGAAGAAAAGGAGGAACCCCAGAACGAAAAAGGAAGUGAUCCUGACCCUGGUGAUCCAUCAGAAAAACCAGGAUCGGCUGUUUCAUCUUCAGAGUCUGCUGCUGCAGUGAAUAAAGAGGGUGUUGGUGAGCAAGAUGCUCAAGACAGAGAAGAUGAUGUGGGAACCAGGGAAGAAAAAACGGAUGAUACUGAGCAGCCCGAUGAGACUACAAAGGAAGAAUCAGAGGAAGAUAAUCCAGAACAGUCUUGCUCAGCAGAGCCAGAUGCAGAUUCCAGCCUCAUAACGAGCAAACAGCACGAGACGUUUAUUAGGAGAAAGAGAGAUGAUCGUGUACGAAAACAUAAAAGCAGAUCUCAUAGGUACCUGAAGACUUCAGGGCGAGGUACCGGCACCCCCUCACAGAGAGAACCAGACCUCCAAAAAGAAAACCUCAGGCUGGCCUCUGAGAACCUGGAGCUGCGCUUUCAGCUGGAGCAGACUAACAAGGACUUGCCAAGACUUAAAAAUCAAGUGUCAGAUCUUAAGGAGAUGUGCAGUGUGCUGAAAAAGGACAAGGCAAAUGUUGAGAAAAAACUGGCACACAUACGUGGAGCGGGUCACAGCGGUAAAACAGUGCCUGAACUGGAGAAGACCAUCGAGCUGAUGAAGAAUGUGAUAGAGAGGGUUCAGAGAGAGAAUGAGACACUAAAGAAGUCCAAGGCACCUGCAAACCAAGGGAAGAUCGCUGCAUUGGAGCAAGAAAACCAAAAACUGAAGGCCGAAUUUGAGCAGCUGAGGAAUGAGAGCGAGGCUGAGCUGAAUGCAAAACUUGAAUCUAAAACUAAAGGACUGGAGAAGAUAGUCAUGGAAAAUGAACGUCUGCGCAGAGAGAUCAAAAGGGAAAUGGAGGCUGCAGAGAGGCUGAAAGUAACAAAAACGAGCGUGGAAGUGGCCAACGAGAAGCUCGAAGCAGAGCUGGAGGAAACCAAGCAGAGGCUGCGUGCAGCUUUGUCCAAACCCAUCACAGAGGGAGCGGACAGUAAGACCUGGAAGGCUUCAGUGGUAACCAGGAUGUUUGAGAACAAGAUGAAGGAGCUGGAGAAGGAGCUCUCCCAGAAGACCUCUGGCCUGAAUGAGGUCAAAAAUCAACUGAAGGAUGUGGCAGAGCGAGAGGACAGAGCUCAGAUCAAAAUCCGGCAACUUGAAGAUCAGGUUGACUUGUUAAAAAAGUUUCCUGCUGCUGCAACGUCAGAUGGAGGACUCAUCAAGGAGUUCCAGGCAAUGAGGUUGAUUAACACUGAACUGCAGAAAGAGAACGUAGAGCUUAAACAUCGGCUGGAGGAGUACAAUGAGCGGUACGGUGAAACAACAUCAAAAUUAGACUAUGGCAAAGUCCGAAACCUCCUGCAGACAUCUGAGAAAGAGAAAGCAGAGCUCCAAACUGAGGUAACAAAGCUGAGGAAAGAACUGGAAAACUUUGACCCGGCAUUUUUUGAAGAGAUCGAGGACUUAAAGUAUAACUAUAAGGUAGAGGUGAAGAAGAAUAUUCUGCUGGAGGAAGAGCUGAAAAAGGUGUGCAACCAGUUCGGUGUGAAGAUGGAUCUCCCCACUGUCUCCAUUAGCUAGCUCAGAGUCACUUCUGUGCCUUUGAAACAAAGACUGAAUGUACUUAAAUGGUUUACAAUCAAUAAAAUGGGAAACUAUUUUAGUCUUACAGGAUUACCAAACUUUACCUCUACUGUCACUAAAUUCCGCCAUUGACAAGUGAUAAUGCUCAGCCAGUUUGGCUAAUGUUGGCAUAAGAAUCUUAUACAUUAAGGUGACAAAGACAAAUAUUUAUUUUGAGAUAGACAACUUUAUUUUUGUAACACGAGACCAUUAUUCAGAGUUUUCUACAACUCCAGAAUAAAAAAAAACCUUCAUGAACAGAUCCUUAGUGUGUUUAUAUUAGGAUAUUUAGAAUAGUUAUUAACAGACCAUUCUGGAAAGCGUGCAUCAAAUCUUCAACAGUCUUAAAUAGUUCCUGAUGUAAAGCAAAAUUGUAAGAUGUUAAUUAGACUCCUUUGCUGUAAGACAGUAUUUAAGCAUAAAGAAUUGUCCUUUCAGUAGAACUUCUCUCUCUUUUGAUCAAAGAGAAUUUAACUCACAUUGAUAUAGCAGCCCUGUACACUCAAACAUCUUUUGAGCUCAUUCUUUGGUCCGAUUCAAAAAGAAAAUUCCUCACAAGCUUUUGGAAAGUGUCUGUUUUCAACACCACUGUACCAGAAUUUCACAUUUAAACCAUGUAU
Cheilinus undulatus (humphead wrasse) is the source of this 9355-nucleotide messenger RNA. RefSeq names its product centrosomal protein 290 (gene cep290). Bases 636 to 8693 code for a protein of 2685 amino acids. Gene Ontology annotation, biological process: camera-type eye development; kidney development. The record is from RefSeq and is a predicted model, not a curated record. Lineage: Eukaryota; Metazoa; Chordata; Actinopteri; Labriformes; Labridae. The transcript has 52 exons.